This is a messenger RNA of Salmo salar (Atlantic salmon), 3937 nucleotides long. RefSeq names its product calcium/calmodulin-dependent protein kinase type IV. NCBI's taxonomy places the organism in Eukaryota, Metazoa, Chordata, Actinopteri, Salmoniformes, Salmonidae. Gene Ontology annotation, biological process: protein phosphorylation. The record is from RefSeq and is a predicted model, not a curated record. Gene Ontology annotation, molecular function: protein kinase activity; ATP binding.
UGCCACCACCUACCCACCCCAAACCAAGGAUGAAAGGAGGAACACAUUGUAUAGCGAGAUAAGUGCAGACCAUUGGAUGGGCGUUCAUAUAGAGACCAAUAGUGAAGCGUGCAUCAGCCGCGAGACAAAAUCUAUAUUUAUAUAUCAAACAACAUACACAUAGGCCUAUUGACGGAUCAUGAUUAUUGACGCACCUUAAUUAAAGUAUUCUAUAUCGGACCGUGGAAUGUUCUGUCGGCUACUCACACCGCGAGGCCCCAUGGAAACUGCGACAAAUGUGGAUAUGAUGCAGUAAACUUCGAGUAAAGGAUGGUUAUGAAUGCGCGAAUUAAAUAGUGUCGGUACAUUGAAAUAAUACAACAAUAAUGGAUGAUUUUUGUUACGUGAUAUAUUGCAGAGUGACUAAGCUUGCGUUGUAAUGCAAAGCUUACAUGGGUUCUGAUAUCGGCGCUGACAAUAUAUUUCUGUGUGUCAACGUAAACAUUUGGAUUAUCUUUGACUGAACAUAACGGGGAGAGUUGUUAACCAAAGACUGGUUAGCGCUACAUGGCUUGUCGUUAUUUGGCGCGGGGGAAUUCAUUAAACAUAAUGCCUUCUCUUCUUUUUGCUAAUCUGAACAUUACGUUUUAAUUUUAAAAAGAGGAAAAGUAGUGUGUGUGCGUCUGGGCUUUGCGCUCCUCAGGAAUCCUGUGAUUUGUGUGAUUGGCCAACAUCAACAUGCCCACCUCACGCUCGGGCGCCAGCCCGGUGGAAUACUGGGUGGAUGGCUCGCGCAGAGAUGUCUCCAUGGAACAGUUCUACACCAUGGGUCCUGAACUGGGAAGGGGGGCUACGUCAGUGGUGUUUCGCACUGAGGAGAAGCAGACACAGAAGCCCUAUGCUGCAAAGGUCCUGAAGAAGACUAUUGACAAGAAAAUAGUGCGGACUGAAAUUGGAGUUCUGCUGCGACUUUCCCACCCAAAUAUUAUCCGCCUGAAGGAGAUUUUUGAGACCGAGACAGACAUCGCCCUCAUCUUGGAGCUGGUGACUGGAGGGGAACUCUUUGACAGGAUUGUGGAGAGAGGGUAUUACAGCGAGAGAGAUGCUGCCCACGUCAUCAAGCAGAUUCUGGAGGCAGUGGCGUAUUUACAUGACAAUGGGGUGGUGCACCGUGACCUGAAACCAGAAAACCUUCUGUACGCUGACCUCUCUUUGAACGCCCCGCUUAAGAUUGCUGACUUUGGCCUCUCAAAGAUAAUAGAUGAGCAAGUGACCAUGAAGACGGUGUGUGGCACUCCUGGAUACUGCGCACCAGAGAUCCUCAGAGGCAAUGCCUAUGGUCCUGAAGUGGACAUGUGGUCUGUGGGAGUGAUCCUGUACAUCUUGCUGUGUGGGUUCGAACCAUUCUUCGAUCCGAGGGGAGACCAGUACAUGUACAGCCGCAUCCUCAACUGCGACUAUGAGUUUGUCUCCCCCUGGUGGGACGAGGUCUCCCUCAACGCGAAGGACUUGGUCAGUAAGCUGAUAGUGCAGGACCCCCACAAGAGGCUGACGGUGAAGGAGGCCCUGGAGCACCCCUGGGUACUGGGCAAGGCUGCCCGUUUCUCCCACAUGGACACGACUCAGAGGAAGCUACAGGAGUUCAACGCCCGGCGCAAACUCAAGGCUAUCAUGAAGGCUGUGGUGGCCACCAGCCGUAUGCACGAGGGCUCCCGGCGACGCACGGACAGCUGCGAUAUGCCCGGCUCUGACAAGACCACCUCCAGGCAGAGCAGCAUGCAGCAGGACCCUCCCCAGAACUCCCUGGAGGGCCAGGCCUGCCAGGGAACGGACACUUCCCCGACCCAGGAGGACGACCAGUGUCCCCCGCCCCUCCCACCACGCUGCCCCAUACCCUCCACCACCAACCCUCCUCUACUGGCUGGGGUUCUCUUCCCCUCCCGCCCACCCACCAGGCCCCCGCUAAGGGGAGUUGAUGGGCAGAGACAGAUAUCGGUCAUCCCCAAGACCACAGUGGUACGGCCUAGGGUGCCUCAGAAGAGCUGCUCCUCGGUGGACUCCUCCACCACCAAGCGGGAGCCGUCCUCCCCGGUCCUGACCACUCCCCCGAGCCCCAAAAGCCUCGGCAACAGAUUCUCCAUGGGGGUGGAGUCUGGCAGCAAAACGGCACAGUGUCAAUGAGUGAGUGGCAGGUACCAAACAGUACGGGCUCCUCACCUACUGUAGGAGCUCCUACUGUUGUCCUAAAAUGGCCGACGUCAUUGUGAGAGUCAGGUGAGAUGGUAGAAGAUGACAACAUGGAGGAGGAAGGAUGAGAGGGAGAAUGGAUGUCUAAUCUCGUCAUAUCUGUAUCUGUUUAGACCGGGGACAAACGACUACUAUACUUCCCUUGAUAUUUAUUGUUCCUCUGUGUGCGUAACGAGAUUGGAUACUCAUAACGAAUUUGCAAAUUAACUUUUAACUUUGGUCGAAACUUGGUUGCCAAGUUGCUUUAACCUCUUAAUUUUCAUUACUUUUCAAGACAAGGCCUCUCUGAACAGGACAAGGCCUCUCUGAACAGGACAAGGCCUCUCUGAACAGGACAAGGCCUCUCUGAACAGGACAAGGCCUCUCUGAACAGGACAAGGCCUCUCUGAACAGGACAAGGCCUCUCUGAACAGGACAAGGCCUCUCUGAACAGGACAAGGCCUCUCUGAACAGGACAAGGCCUCUCUGAACAGGACAAGGCCUCUCUGAACAGGACAAGGCCUCUCUGAACAGGACAAGGCCUCUCUGAACUGUUUUACUUCAAAGGCCACAUACUUUGUAUUCUCUGCACCUUUCUACAAUUCAAUGUUGGAAUCUACAGACUUCAUAUGCAAAUAUGUGAAUGCAUACACAAUCCUCUCAUUCAGGUAGUAAAGAUAUUGUAUUUGUGAGCUUAUGAAUGUAGUCAAGGUGUAUUGUAAUAUUUACUUUGCAAUAAUUUUAAUGAUCUAAUAUUUGCACUGUAUACGUUGAUUAAUCGACAUAGAUCACAAAAAGCAUUCACACUGCUAAUCGUUUACUAUUUCAGUCAAACUGCACUUUUAUUCCUCUGGAAAUGUACAUGACUGACCAGAAUAGCUUGUUUGUGGCUCAAACCAAUUUUCCCUUCAUUCAUUGGUUGUAAAACAUUCUUGGGUAGUUACCCAUCUGCUGAAGGAACACACAUCAUAUUCACCUCAUCUGUACAACCUCACUGGAGCUACCACUCUACCUCUGUGUGCAGGGGCUUCCAAUACCAGUAAUGGCAAAACCUGUAAAGAAACUGUUGGACGAGUGAGGUUAUGAGGCAAAGCACAGCUUUCUGCAACAGAAUCAUAUUGUAAGUGGCAAGUAAAUACCUGCGAGGCGCACCCUCAUUUUCAUUGGCUAAGGGCUUUUCUCAAUGGAACUCAAAUAACUGAUCAAAUGAGUGUCAUUAAAAUACAGUCAAUUUCCAUUUCAAGGGCCAACCUUCACCUGCUAUCUUGUAUUCUCACUCUAACAUUGCCAAAUAGUAAGCCUGCAUUUUACUGCUGACAUGUUCAUACUUGUCUAAACCAGUCAUUUACACCUAUGAAAUGUAUAAAGUAUGGCUAUUUUACUAAUCAUAAUUAUUGCUUACAAAUGCUUUAUUUGGGGGUUGGGAGGGGGGUGUAGUUAACAGUUGUGUUUGUUUUGUAAUUCAUUUCUGUAUUUCCCGUUUUUCAUUCAUUCACAUAAUUGUAGCCUACCUUUUGAAGGUGACAUAUUUUAGACAACAUGAGAUUGAUUUAACGGUCAUAAGAGGGGAAUGUAUUGAAGGUGUACAGGUCUAUACACUUUGUAUGUUUGAUCAUAUCACAAUAAUCUAAAUGUCUUGUAUUCUACAGAAAUAUUUAACACAGCAUCCAUUCAAGAUGGUAGUUGCUGUGUGAUAACAUAAAAUUAAUAAAACGUUUAUUUAGAAGUCCAA